Daucus carota subsp. sativus is the source of this 2236-nucleotide messenger RNA. RefSeq names its product piriformospora indica-insensitive protein 2. Gene Ontology annotation, molecular function: protein binding. The record is from RefSeq and is a predicted model, not a curated record. NCBI's taxonomy places the organism in Eukaryota, Viridiplantae, Streptophyta, Magnoliopsida, Apiales, Apiaceae. The transcript has 2 exons. The coding region runs from base 694 to 2127 and encodes 477 amino acids.
UGAUUUGAUUUGAAACCAGAGAAUUGGACAGUAAUACUAGGUAGCAUAUCUUUUGAGGAGUCUCAUUACUUUCAAUUGACUGUUGUGCAUAAAACACCACCGCCAAGAAUAAAACAAGAAAAGUGAAAGAGAAGAUCACACUUUUCAAAGCCUGUUGCUCUGGUCCUCAGUCUUUUCUCUUCUAUUAUUACACAAAGCUGGUGAUUACCCAGCAGAGACAAAACUCACCUUUGUUUUGCAUGCAGUUGCAUGCACCUUGAACAAACAUAAAACUCAAUAAAUUAAUGUUUCCCUAACUAAAUAUGAAUUUUAGGUUGCAUUGCAUUCAGCUUCUCAAUGGGUUCAGUUAGUUCUGGUCUCAACUUAUAUUGACAACUGUUCAAGUAUAAUAGAGAAGUGUGAAUCUGUGCUAUAGCUUUUAAGUGCUAGACAUCUUUCUAAUAUCUUCUGUACUCUGUUCUUUCUCUUUCUCUGCAACUCUACACCUUAGCUUUGCCAUAAAUAUUGUGAAGAAAAAUCUAAACAGUGCAGCUUUGCCUCUGCUGUCUCUUCUUUCCUUGCCUUGUUUAGAACCUUUGGAUCUUUCCUUGUUCAUACUCUUCAAGAAGCUGUGUUCUUAGAACCCAAGAAUUCUCUGACUCUGUUUUCAUCAUAUUUGGUUAAGAUUGUGAAGUUUCAAGUUUGUGUAGGAACAUGAAGAGUAUCAUAAAAUCAAGGGCCGCUUGCAUGGUUCUUGUUUUCAUUUUUCAUUUGAUUGUUGUUUGUAAUGGAGAAGAAGAUGAAACAAUGGGAGCUGUGAUGGAGAAAAGAGAGCAAGAAGCUCUGUACUUUGUCAUUCAAGGCUUUGUGGGUAAGUGGUGGAAUGGCUCAGAUCUCUAUCCUGAUCCUUGUGGCUGGACUCCUAUUCAGGGUGUUUCGUGUGAUAUAUUUGAUGAUGGCUAUUGGUUUGUCACGGAAUUGAACAUUGGUCUCAUUCAUGAAAAUUCUCCUAGUUGUGUCUUGAAUAUGGAAUUUAGCCCUCAUCUGUUUGCACUAAAGCACCUCAAGCGUCUAUCAUUUGUUAAAUGUAUGGUACACAGAAGCCAUCCUGUAACAAUCCCUACUGAGGAUUGGAGUGCACUUUCAGGCAGCUUAGAGUCACUAGAGUUUAGAUCAAACCCUGGGCUCAUAGGAGAAGUUCCGAUCAGUUUUGGUAGUCUCACUAGUCUUCAAUCUUUAGUGCUGCUGGAAAAUGAAAUUAGUGGUGAAUUACCAACGAAUUUGGGCAACUUGGUUAACUUGAAGCGCCUAGUGUUUUCAGGGAAUCGGUUUACAGGUCAAGUUCCAUUGAAUUUUGGGAGCUUCGGACAGCUAUUAAUCAUGGACUUGAGUCGGAAUUCAUUAUCAGGGAAUUUGCCUUUAACUUUUGGUGGGCUAAAUUCAUUGUUGAAGCUUGAUGUUAGCAACAAUGAGUUUGAGGGUGAUAUUCCAAAUGAAAUCGGAAACCUGAGGAAUCUAACCUUGUUGGACCUGAGCAGAAACAAAUUUGCAGGUGUUUUGACAAAGUCACUUCAACAACUGAGUUCUUUGAGAGAAUUGGUCUUGUCAAGAAAUCCGAUAAGCGGAAGCCUCAUGAAUCUUGAGUGGCAUAAUCUUCAAAGCCUGAUAAUCUUAGAUCUAUCCAGAAUGAUGUUGGAAGAUAGAGUUCCAGAGUCCAUUUCAGAGCUAAUGGGGCUCAGAUUUUUGGGACUUAAUGACAACAAUCUCACAGGCGAGCUCUCGCCAAAACUAGCAGAAAUGCCUAAUAUCACAGCAAUGUACCUUAACGGGAACAAUUUCACCGGCAAGCUUAUGCUCGCUGAAUCAUUUUAUGCAAAACUGGGAAGGCGUUUCGGGGCCUGGGACAAUCCAAAUCUUUGUUACACAUUUAAUUUCUCGUCAACCAGCCAUGUUCCUUUCGGGGUAAAACAAUGUCAAGGUCUGGUCAAUCUUUAUGCGACAAAAGCUGGUACAAGUUCCAAGUUGGAGGGGAAUGUGAAUGAGGUUCCCCUUUCAGUGGCUUCUGGGGAACACAGAAGGAAUGAGAUUUCGUAUGCUUAUGUGGUAAAUAUGAUGCUGCUGCUUUUGUUCAUGGCCUCUUCCAAGUAAACUAAGGUAUAGUAAUAUAGUUUAGAGUUUAGACCAGAAAAUUUGAUGUUUGGAAGUGAAAGCUUAACUUCUUCAAAUGUAAACUAAUUAUAGUGUAGUUUCUUUUAUA